AUGGCAGCAACUCCAGACAUCUCUUUAACGUGGUCAUCAGUCUAUAAAGUCGCCCCAAAAGACAACGUCUCUCUGCCCGGGGACAAGAUACUAUUACCCCAAUCUGCUCUGGAACAACUAUUAUCGGCAUCCACAGUCACAGUCAAUUCUAAUAGUCGCUCAAACAAUGUCGCAUUCGAUCCAUUCAAUCCAUAUUCAUUGGCAGCGGCUCGCAUAGAACAGUCACAAUGGAGAGAUACCCAACAACAACUUCCCCAUCCUCUCACGUUUAGGCUCGUCAACUCGAAGAAUGGCAAUGUCGUAUAUGCAGGAAUUCGAGAGUUCUCGGCAGAUGAAGGAGAAGUUGUCCUAAGUCCAUUUUUGCUAGAGUCAUUGGGAAUCACUGCGCCCAUACCAAAACCAACACCACCAAGUUCAAGGGCUGAAAAUAGGAGAGGAUCGUCCGAUACGCCUAUAGAUCUUACAGAUAACCCUGCAAUCGACCUCACGGGUGACGGGACGAUAGACCUUACAGGCGAAACCGAGGAACCGGCGCAGAUCACAGUGCAUGCGAAACAAUUACCCAAAGGUACAUACGUGAGGUUAAGGCCAUUGGAGGCUGGUUAUAAUCCCGAAGACUGGAAAUCAUUGCUCGAAAAACACAUGCGAGAAAAUUUUACAACUUUAACAAAAGGUGAAAUAUUGAUGGUUCGGGGUUCAAAGUCGGAGGAGUUCCGAUUUCUGAUUGAUAAGUUUGCGCCAGAAGGAGAUGCUGUUUGCGUCGUUGAUACGGAUCUAGAGGUCGAUAUUGAGGCUUUGAAUGAAGAACAGGCUCGAGAAACCUUAAAGCAAAUCAUGACAAAGGCACAAAAAGCUCCAGGAACGGCCCAAGGAAGUUCAAUUGGCGGAGAAUUAGAUCUAUGGAAAGCUUUACAAGGACAGGUCGCAGAAGGCGAUUAUGUCGACUAUACUUUACCUUCAUGGGAUCGAUCAAAUGGCCUUGACAUUGAGCUUUCGCUCGAGGACGAUAGUGAUGGUGAUGUGGAGAUAUUCAUUAGUCCUCAAUCAGCUCAUCAAAGAGCGAAACCACGAGAAGAUGAACAUGUUCUCGGAGAUUUCUCAAGUGACAAAAUCAAGAGAAUAACCAUACAACAAUCAAAUGUGGAAUUAGACGGAGCUGAUGCCAUGUUGAUUUCUAUAUACUGUCGAGGAACCGGAGCAGGUUGUGAGCUAUCGCAUGGACCACGGAAGUAUUCCAUUAAAGUAAAAUCGCUUGAAAAAGGGGCAAGCAACGGGGCUCCAAGCAACCCAAUCUCGCUCGAAGAAGAUACCGAAUUGCAUGGAUCUGAUGAGGAGCAAUGCAAAAAUUGUCAUCAAUGGGUGCCAAAGCGGACAAUGAUGCUUCAUGAGAACUUUUGUCUCCGCAAUAAUAUCUCAUGCCCUCAUUGCGAUAGCGUCUUUCAGAAGAAAUCUCCAGAAUGGCUGAAUCACUGGCAUUGUCCUCAUGACUCGGCCCAUGGAAAUUCGUCAGAAAGCAAAAGCAAACACGACUCUAUAUUUCACGAAGCUCGGCAAUGUCCCAAUUGCCCUUACGAAGCAACAAACUUAAGGGAUCUUGCUACUCACCGUACGUCUGUAUGUCCUGGCAAGAUUAUUCUGUGUCAAUUUUGCCAUCUUGAAGUUCCUCAAGAGGGCGACCCCUUUGAUCCGUCUCCCGAAAGUCUUAUAUCCGGACUUACAGCACACGAGCUUGCAGAUGGAGCUCGAACUACGGAAUGUCACCUCUGCAGCAAAAUCGUUCGACUUCGAGAUAUGGCCACCCAUCUUAAACAUCACGAGCUCGAAAAGAAUAGCCGAUUCAAGCCAGCAAUCUGUAGAAAUGCCAUCUGCGGUAGAACUCUAGAAGGCGUCGGCAAGAAUGGGGAAGUGGGCGCUGGAUCGAGAAUGGGCCAAGGACCUGGUAAUGAUUUGGGCCUUUGCAGUAUCUGCUUCGGUCCAUUAUACGCUAGUAUGCACGACCCAUUAGGAAAGGCAAUGAAACGCCGCGUGGAACGAAGGUAUCUGAGCCAGAUGAUCACCGGAUGCGGCAAAAAAUGGUGUACAAAUAUCUAUUGCAAGACUGCAAGAGUGAAAGAAGCCAAGGGACCUCAAGCAACACUAGCGAUGAAAGAUGCCCUUCCACUUGUUCAACCAUUAGUAGCCCAAAUAGAGGAUAAGACCGAACCGAUGUAUUUCUGUGUCGACGAAGGAAACCAAAAGAGGAGAAAUCUGGCUGAGAUGUUGGCCAUGGAGCCUGGAGGUUGGGAGUUGGAGUGGUGUAUUGCGGCUUGUGAGGCAGAGGGUGCAAAUCUUGAUAAGGCUAGGACAUGGUUGGCUAAUUGGGCUCCUAAGAAAGCUUGA
This is a messenger RNA of Botrytis fragariae, 2379 nucleotides long. RefSeq names its product putative ubiquitin fusion degradation protein. NCBI's taxonomy places the organism in Eukaryota, Fungi, Ascomycota, Leotiomycetes, Helotiales, Sclerotiniaceae. The record is from RefSeq and is a predicted model, not a curated record. Gene Ontology annotation, molecular function: polyubiquitin modification-dependent protein binding. The transcript has a single exon. Gene Ontology annotation, cellular component: VCP-NPL4-UFD1 AAA ATPase complex. The coding region runs from base 1 to 2379 and encodes 792 amino acids.